UGUUCAACAGCUCGGAAGUCUUCUACUGACCCUUCUGUGGGGUAAUUUAGCCAGAGAGUCCCUCCUGUACCGUCAGAGAGAGGCUCGGGCAGACUAACGCUCACUGUGCUUCUCUCACACUGCCUCUGUUUAUCAGCGUGACGCUGCUUCCGCCGUUUAAGCAGCUAAUUCGGUGAGCUUUUGGUUCAGCCUGUUCAACUACUGCGAAAAUAAUGAGGUGAUAUAUUGAGACCGUGAACUUAAACUAACUGUAGGCUACAGCAUGGCGACGUCGGGGGGCCGCAGUAAAGUGUCUGAGUGUGAGGAGGGCCCCUCCGCUCGGAAAGGUCAGCACAUUCCCAAAGAAGGUAAAAAGAAGAGGAGAAAUAAAGCCAAAGAGAAAAACAAAUCGACCUCUGAGGUAAAGAAAAGAGGACAUCCCAGCACGCCUUCAAACUCAGACGACUCAGAGAGGCCCCACACAGAAGAGAGGACAAAUGUAGAGAAGAUCGGUGACCCGAAUGAAGCCAAAGGCCAUGCCAAAGAGAGGGGCAGCAGGAAGAGCCGGAAAUGCAAAACUACACCGCCUGCUGUGGAGGAAGUUCCAGUUCCACCUCAAGAGGACAAAACAGAACUGAGCAGCCAGGCACAGGAGAGCCUGAGGUGGGAAGGGGUUCUAGAGGAUCCUGCUGCUGAAGCAGAGCGGUUGGAGGUCUACAGAGCUAACCGUCGCAAACGCUACAUGGCCUCCAGGCAGACAGUUUUAGAAAAUAUCCGGGUGGAGUUAGGUCCAGACCCAGGUGUUUCUAAACUGGGCAACAGAGUGCAAAAGGCUGGUGCUGCAGCAAAGAUUUUGUAGAAUCCACUGCUUGUGUAUUUUGGCUGUGAUUUUUUUAUUUUCUUCCCAGUUUAGUGGUUGUUAUUACCUAAUAGUAAACCUCUGUUCUAUAUCAGCAAUGUACUGUACUCAGCCAUCAUGAUUAAGCAGUGCUUAAAUGGCAGUUUGCAUGAUGACAAUACAUAUUUUAACUUCUACAAGAUGUUUCUUACAGUAAGAUAUAGAACCUAACGGUCCCACCCAUUUAUAUGCAUUUUGUAUAUUUUUAAUGUAGACUUUUUAAAGAUCAUUUUUUGCAAUAAAGCAUUUUGGAAUAUUUGAAAA
Molecule: messenger RNA, 1141 nt
Organism: Colossoma macropomum (tambaqui)
Lineage: Eukaryota; Metazoa; Chordata; Actinopteri; Characiformes; Serrasalmidae
Gene: cunh17orf97
Product: chromosome unknown C17orf97 homolog
Exons: 2
Coding region: 263-838 (191 amino acids)
Biological process (GO): protein arginylation
Source: RefSeq, a predicted model, not a curated record